AUCUUCACUCCUCACUUCUCUGCAUACUUCAUGCGAAUUAAAACACCAAAUAGAAAUUAAAAUGUUGGGUGUUAGUAUGAAUUUGUUGAUGAGGGUGUGUUUCUUUGUGAUCCUUGUUUCUAAAUUAUGCAAUGGGUAUUCAACAAAUCAAGUGAAGUUGGAUUUUUAUCCUCCAUCUUGCGAAAGAAUUGAGUGUCCAAAAUAUGAGUUGAUUGAAUCUGGUAAAGACUAUGAAAUUCGUAGUUAUAAUUCGGCCAUGUGGAUGUCUACUUCUCCCAUUGAUGAUAUUUCCCUUCAUUCCGCCACCAGAACUGGUUUCCUCAGGCUAUUUAAUUACAUUCAGGGGAAGAACAAUUACCAUGAGACAAUAGAGAUGACAGCACCAGUUAUCACUCAAGUGAAACCAAGUGAUGGACCUUUCUGUGCUUCCUCGUUUGUUGUGAGUUUCUAUGUACCCAAGAAGAACCAGCCAAAUCCUCCUCCAGCAAAAGGCCUUCACCUCCAAAAAUGGGGCAAAACUUAUGUCGCGGUCAGGCAAUUCAGCGGAUUUGCAGCUGAUGAUGACAUUCCAAAAGAAGCUGCUGCCCUGAGUGCCAGUAUUGCUGAUACUAAAUGGGCAGCACCCGUUGAAAAAAGUCAGGGUGCAGAUAAUACCACGAUGUAUACAGUGGCGCAAUACAACUCUCCAUUUGAGUUCAAGAACAGAGUUAAUGAGAUAUGGUUUACUUUUGAUUUGGACAAAGCACCUGCCAUUUGAGAUGCUCCUGUUCUGAACUUUGACAUUCGAGAACCUGAAAAUAUCUCCUUUCUUGUUUUGUAUUAUCAAAACGAUAGUUGAGAAGUCCGAGUAAUUUUGUAUAACCAGAAUGCUACAUUAUAUAUUGCAAAUAAGAUAGGUUGUAUAAUACAAUCUUAUUCUGAGAA
Molecule: messenger RNA, 924 nt
Organism: Lycium ferocissimum
Lineage: Eukaryota; Viridiplantae; Streptophyta; Magnoliopsida; Solanales; Solanaceae
Exons: 2
Coding region: 62-757 (231 amino acids)
Source: RefSeq, a predicted model, not a curated record